AUUUCUGAAAUUUCUGGCCAAUUUCCGGCCGAAAGCUGCUUAGCCUCAGCGAAGAACAGCUUCGUGAAUUGGGAUUUGGAACCACUCGUUCAUUAAUCUCCAAAUCCCGUUCCCCCAAAUUGAAUCCGAAUCUGCAUAAUUAUUUCUCUUCCACAACACAUUUUUCAAUCACGGCGUUCUUUUGCUCCGGUACGGCGGCGAUGACUUCUCGAUGAUGGUAUGAUGGGAUGUUUACAUCUUGAUAAACCAACACCACAAGUGAAUUUGGUUGUUGGCGCGAACUGAACCACUCCCUCCUGUAUUUCCCUCAUACUCCUCUCUCCCUUCUCCAACCCAAUCAUGGAAGCCUUACCCUUACCCCCAAUUUCUAACCCUCUCUUCCCAUUUCGUCGUUCCAGUACUUUUCCCCUCAAACCGCGCUCAAAUUCGAUCCAAAAUCGGAGACGAACAGCCACGUAUGCCGCCAUUGACGGUGCUUCGCUUACAGCCGACUCCAUUCAGGUCGAAAUCACUUGGCAGAUAUUCGUCGGAGCGAUUGCUGGAGUGACCCCGUUCGUGGUGGCUGGAAUCGAGUUCAGUAAGAGAAUUAUGGCGCAGAAGAGAUGUAAAGAAUGUGGUGGUUCGGGGCUUGUUCUUAGAGACGAUGACUACUUUCGUUGCCCUGAAUGUGGUGGUUUUUUGCCAUGGCAGUCAUGGAGGCGAUUCUUUUGGGGCUGAAGAAGACAAUUAGCAUGAUAUGACUCUUUUGAAGCGAUGUAAUUCUACACAUUUCAAAGAAAGUGGUUCAGGAUCAGGAUCUUCUUUGUUGAUUUCCAGGCAAGACAAGGAACAAAGUAAGCAAUCCAUUUGUUAAGUGUAUGUAUUUGAGGUAUAUAACUAAUUACAAGUUCACCAAGUUUCUUAUUUAAUUACAUGCUCAAUCAAAUGGUUAAAUGUUGCUAAAUGUUAAUUUCUUGGUUAGAUCCCUAGUGUGAUAGGUUUUGUAAUAUCAUUUUCUCCCUCAACAUAGUUAAUAACAUGUAUAAAAGAUUAAAUAUUCUUUAACCUAUCAAGGUUUGGUAGUAGUUUAUUUAUAUAAUAAAGCUAUAAAAUCUCUUUA
This is a messenger RNA of Benincasa hispida (wax gourd), 1099 nucleotides long. RefSeq lists its product as uncharacterized. The record is from RefSeq and is a predicted model, not a curated record. Lineage: Eukaryota; Viridiplantae; Streptophyta; Magnoliopsida; Cucurbitales; Cucurbitaceae.